CAGUGAAUGACCUGUUCUACAGAGGACAGCGCAUAUGAUAUCUAUGACAAGCUGUAAAGGGCCCAAUUAAAGUAAGCUGAGAAUGUGGUUGAAGCUGAAAGCACAAACAACCAAAGACACAGCAACAUUAACUGACAGGAAGUGGUGAUGAUUGUCACUAUAAGGAGCCCUAUCGGGUUCAUACAGAGUGGGUGCUUUCCUUUCAGUGCCUGGCGAUGAGAGCUACAGUACAGCAAGAACGACGGAGAGACACUUAACAAAUGUUUCCUCUGUUGUUGUAGGUAACUGGAAUCAGCUAUGAAGGGCAUCUGUGGUGGGAAGGUUUAAUGUUUCCACACUGCUCGAUUGUUCUUGGUUGUUAGGUUGCCUGAGAUGUUCUCUGAAUCUUGGAAGCUGGAUGGCCGCAACUGGAAAAGAUCUUCCUUGCAAAAGAAACCUGUCGUUCUUAGAAUUCAAAAUAGCUACGUGUUCAAGGCCCCUGGUGGCAGCACCAUCAGCUUGAACGAAGGGGAAAUUCUUGUAGUGCUGAAAAAGUCUGAUAAAGAUUGGUGGCAAGUUAGAAAAAUUGAGGAUAGUGAAAAAAACAAGCCUUUUCAUGCACCCUCCUCAUAUAUCAGCCAACUGAUCUUGGAGAAGAGCAAAGAACAUAGAAGCAAAGACAAGGAAGGCAAACGUUUUACCAGAUCACAAGAGAACUUGCUGUUUUUCAGUUCUGUUCCUUCUACAAUGGAUGACCAGUCUUACCUUAAGUUUCACUCAGGCGAGUCUUUUGUAGCAGCGAAUCCUACAUCUACCAAGCAUAAGAAAUCUGCCAGCUUCUCCCUUAGUUCCUCUUGGCAUGGUCACUUUCCUAAAAGUGAGAAGGAGAAAUCCCCAGUUUACAAAAGUGUAUCUGAGAAGGUGAGCUUAGCAAACCCAAUGCAGGACAAUCCAGUGUAUUGUAACCUAGAGGAGAUGAAGAUGGGGAAAGGUAUCCCUCCCAGCCCCAUCCAUCCCCCUGUCCACAUGAUUGACAACUGGGAGUGCCACUUUGACCCGCUCUCAGGCAGAAACUUCUACAUCAAUAUAGAAACCAAAGAAAAAACAUGGAAGCCCCCAAGGAAAACAAGAGACAGGACCCCUGGACGGGCUGAUACACCUACUAAAGAUGUGGAAUCAUCUGGGGAUUAUGAGAAUUAUCAAAUCCCUAAAAUACAGUUGAUGCAAAUGAAGGGGGAGCAGAUCAGUGACCUCCCCUUGGAGCAGAACAGCAUGAGCCCAAUAAGCAGCUCACCGUCUUUUAACAACCUCCACAGCAUAAGUAAUGAUGGACAAAUGGACAGGGAGGAGCCUCUGCUACCAAAACUCACCUACACCAAGUCUAUGAUCCUCUCUGAUUCAAGAGCUGCAAGGUCAAACCACAGGAGGAACCUCUCACAAACUAAUGUUGACAAUUAUAGUCAUACAACGUCAGAACUGCAAAGGGUCCCAGUGGUGACUGUCCUGGAUGUUCCCCAUGAGGUGGAAAAGGCAAGCCAGUUAAACAAGACAAAGAUUGCUGAAGGUGGAAGGAAGCUGAAAAAAAACUGGACUACAUCUUGGGUAGUUUUGACAGGAAACAGCCUUAUGUUUUACAAGGAUCCAAAAGUGCUGGUACCUUCUGGUUGGAAACCAUCCAAUAGCAAGCCUGAAAGCAGCGUGGACCUCAGAGGUGCAACAACUGACUGGACUCAGGAGAUGUCAAGCAAGAAAAAUGUAAUCCAUCUUCGCAUGGUGACAGGGAAUGAGUACCUUCUGCAGUCUGACAAAGAACUCUUAAUCCAGGAGUGGUAUGAUGCCCUACAAAGAGUCAUUGAGAGGCUGGACAGAGAAAACCCACUGGAUGACAUCAUUUUAAGAAGAGCAGGCAGUGUGGAGGUCCUGGAUGGGAGUGGUGGGGAGGAAGAAAGUCCACUAAAAACCAACCGGAAAUUCACCUUAUCUUGGGUGAGUUCGAAUCCAGCAGGCUUAGACAAAAAGAAAGUGAAAACAAGGCUAAAGCAACUGUUGGUAAGGAGACCUCCACUGCAGACUCUUCAGGAAAAAGGCCUUAUUAAAGAUCAGGUUUUUGGAUGCCGUCUGGAUGCUCUUUGUCACAGAGAGAACAGUACAAUUCCAAAGUUUGUGUCUAUGUGCAUCGAUGCUGUAAAUGAGCGAGGUCUGGAGGCUGAUGGAAUAUAUAGAGUCAAUGGUAACUUGGCGACUAUACAGAAACUGAGAUUCAUUGUUGACAGAGAAAGGGCAGUAACAACGGAUGGACGGUAUCUAUUCCCGGAACAGUUGUCUCAAGAGGAGAAGUUGGACCUCAGUAGCAGUGAUUGGGAAGAUGUUCAUGUGAUCACAGGGGCUUUGAAAAUGUUCUUCCGAGAGCUUCCCGAACCCCUCAUUCCAUUUGGCAUGUUUGAGCAGUUUGUAGAAGCAGUUCAAAUUCCAGAUCUUGAUGAAAGGAUAGAAACUAUUACAGCGCUAGUGAGUGUCUUGCCAGAGCCUAACCAUGACACAUUGAAGCACAUACUAUCUCAUCUAAAAAGAGUAAUGGAGCAUUCUGAAACAAACCGUAUGACCACUCAGAACAUUGGGAUUGUUUUCGGACCAACAUUGAUGCGACCAGAAAAGGAACUGUUUUCCAACAUUGCAGCAAAUAUGGUAUAUCAGAACCAAGCAGUAGAGCACUUUCUCACUUACUACGAGGAGAUCUUUUCAGAUGGUCCUGAGGAGUAGGGAAAGAACUCUGACAUUUAGUUUGUGCAGUUUUCAGGACUAAAAUCUGUAGUUGAAGAUUCAUUCAAACUUUGGAACGUAACAAUAAUCUGCCACUGAAUCAGCAGAUGAAUGCAAGCAUCGGAGAUGGCUUUCGUCUAAACAACAUAAGAUGACUUAGAGGUUGGAAUUCAACAUUUUGAAAUAUACAGCGUUGUGUAUACAUGGAAUCAGGGGCGGGGGCAUCCUAGGCAACCCAGCCAGCCACCUCACCCCCCGUGCACACUCGCGCACACAUAGUGACAACACAGGGGAGCAAGCGGAGAUGAGGAGAGCCAAGAAAUCCCAGACUAGAAGUAGGAAGAAGGCUUUCCAAGAGGUACCUGCCCAGUGCCCCCCAGCCAUUGCUCCCUAGGCUGGUGCCUCUUUUGCCUACCCCUAGUUCUGGCCCUGCAUGGAUUACAUUAGAAAUAAAAUGUCCUUAAAUCACCAGGGUUGCAGAAAAAACAAUCAGGAAAAACUGUGUGAUGGUUAUUGUCCAUUGACAAGUUCUCCUUAUGCAAGAACCACCAGAAAAAAGUUUUACCUCAAGAUGAGAGGAUAUCCAAGAUAAUUAAACAUAGGAAGAUUCUGGUUUUGAAUGUGUUUACAUUAUUGACUUCUAUAGUCACUUCAUAUAGACAUUCUAUGCAGCAAGUAAAAAACAUUCUACUGUAUGAAAAAGAAAAAGAUACAAAUACAUACCAAGUAAGGGUCUUUUCUGUGCUUCAGUCAUAGUCAGGCAGUAGUGACAUGGUUUUUGAGGCAAGUUGAGUAUAAUACAAACGAAUAAGUUAUAUUGAUUAUUGUAAGGUUCACUGGGGGGGUUAUUUACUAAACUCCGAAUGCAAAAAUCCCAAAAAAUGUUAGAUUUUUUUUUUUUAUAAAAUCAGACUUUUAAAAGAUCUUUUUUAAAAAAUUUCGGAAUUUAUUAAAAAGUCCGAAUUCAGACCUGUCAAGAUUGCAUAAAAGUCAAUGGGAGAAACCCCAAAGAUUUUAUGAUGUGCGCUGGGUUUCCUGCAAUUCACCAAAGUUGUCGGGCAAAAAAGCACAAGAAAUCUGAGUUUUUGGGUGAAAAAUCCAAAAAAAUCGGAUUUCCCACAAAGCAAAUUUUCUGGAAAAUGGUUUAAUAAAUAAGCGUCAAAAACCCAGGCGGAAUUGAUCGGAGUUUGUAGCAGAAAAUGUUGAGAUAAAAUCGGACUUGUUGGGUUUGAAUGCUUCUGUUACACCAUUCCCUCAAAUUGCUGAAAUUAAUGAAACAGAAUCAAUUAUCAUUUUACGGAUGUUCCAUAGUUAAGGGAUGAUAUGACAACUAUAACUGCCAAAGAAUGCUUCAUUCAGGAUUGAGAAAGAAUAAUGGUAUUACCAACAGGCCUGCAGUAUGUGCUGAAUAUUCAUGGGGCAUUGGGCAGCAACACAAGUGGUUAUUGAUUCUCACAAGGGCAGCAGUAGAUAGAGGAAAUGGCACCAAUAUUGGAUUCAUUUGUAGAAUGUUUUGAACUGUGUUUGGUCCUUCUGUAACCAUUUAUAUAGUAGGUAAUAUACCACCUCUGUAGUGUCACCAAGUUCUAGGACUAAAAACACAAGUCUGUGGUGCUGCUGCUUGUAGUCAGGAAAGUUACUGUUAUGGAAAACAUAAAUAAAAUACUAUUUAAACCCAUCACCCAUUGUAAUCAUGGUGCUGUUUAUAUCUAAAUUUUCUAAAAUGGAAGCUCAUUUUUCAGGCAUUGCAUUAUUUAAACAAGUGUGCAUCACGAUAAAAUUUAGCAUCGGCACAUUCAAAAACAAUAUUGCAAUAUUCACUUUAAAGACUCAACUGAGAACAUUAGUGGCAGCCAGAACACUCAGCUCCAGCUCUUUCUAUUGCCAUCUUACUCAUGAAUAGUCUAGACCAUAUGCUUGUCAUCUUUGAAUCACUGGUAUAUGAGUGAAAUGACUACAUCACCUGUCACAGGAGCAACUAGUCAACAUCAAGGGUUCCCAAGUAUUUCAGUUCUAUUAUUUUCCACCUCCAAGUCUGAGUCCAAAAUACAUUAAAAGAUAAUGUAUAACACGCUUCUACAGUUACAGUUCUUGAGAUCUUGAGAAACUUAAGGGUCAGGAUUAAUUAAAAAAAGCCCGUAUAUUGGAUAAUACCAGUGGGUCAUUUUUGAUCAUAUGUCAACCCUUGUUCCAAAUGCCUAAAUAAAUAUCUUGUAGCUAGGUCCAUUAGGUAGGUGAACUGCCAGGUGGUGGAAUCUGGAGAUUUACAGUAAUUCCUUUCUUCUUGUCACUUGUGAUAUACAGUACUAAACAUUGUAAACAGCAGAUGUUUAAACUAAAGCAAUACAGAAUGUGAAGUUAAAGAUGUGAAUCUGUAUAUUUUUACUAUAUUUUCAAUAAACAUUUUAAAAAUA
This is a messenger RNA of Xenopus laevis (African clawed frog), 5153 nucleotides long. It is a transcript of the gene arhgap9.S, whose product is annotated as Rho GTPase activating protein 9 S homeolog. The record is from RefSeq and is a predicted model, not a curated record. Lineage: Eukaryota; Metazoa; Chordata; Amphibia; Anura; Pipidae. Bases 373 to 2739 code for a protein of 788 amino acids. The transcript is spliced from 19 exons. Gene Ontology annotation, biological process: signal transduction. Gene Ontology annotation, cellular component: cytoplasm. Gene Ontology annotation, molecular function: GTPase activator activity.